AUGACUGGUGAGAUUGAAAAUGGAGAUUUGGCGAUUCGAGAUGUUGCUGACCUUCUCCAAUCACAGUAUGCUAUUAUAGCAGGAGGAAAAACGCGAGAAGGUUGUCCUAUAAUUACUUUUCCUGAUAAUGGUAAUUUUCAUAACUUAUCUGACUUGGAUUAUCAACGUCUCAUGCUGUAUCUUACUUCUGUGCCAACAUUACAAGAAGCUGAUCUUGGUUUUCAUUUAAUAAUAGAUAGAAGAAACGAUAAGUGGAAUUCUGUAAAAACAGUGUUAUUAAAGAUCUCUGGUUUUUUUCCUGGACUAGUCCACAUAGCAUAUGUUCUACGUCCAGCUGGAUUUUUGCAAAAAGCUAUCUCUGAAGUCACUAAUAAAUUUUUUCGGGAGGACUUUAAAUUUAGAGUUAUAUUUUUAGCAAAUAUUACAGAACUUCAUGAGUUUAUGGAUAAAGACCAGCUGACUGAGCAACUUGGCGGUACUUUACCAUAUUGCCAUCAUACUUGGAUACAAAACAGAAUUAGUUUAGAAAAAUUUUCAUCAAUGACACAAGACGUGUCUCUCGCACUGGACUCUUUUACACGGCGCCUAGCCGAAAUUGAAUUUCCUAACAAUACUGUUGCAACCACAUCUCUACUGUCUCAGCAACAAGUUGAGUAUAAUGAAUUAAAAGAAGAAAUCCUUAGUGCUGCGAGACAUGGUGAAGCGCUGUUGGAUAGUGUAAGACAAUUAACUGGCAAGGGAACAGCUGAUAGACUAGGAAAUGUUGCGGCAAUAGAAAGAUUGCUUGUUCAACUGGAAGAAACAGAACGUACUUUCGACUUGUUUUGGUCGCAUCAUAGUUCUCGUUUGAGACACUGCCUAGCUUUGAGACAAUUCGAAGCUGACUUUAGAGAAUUACAAGCAACAUUGGACCAACAUUUAAAGACCAUAGAAGACAUGAUGGAAGUGGGAGAAACCCAAGCACGAGUUGAACAACUGCUAUGCGACACAUCAGCAUUUCAAAAAAUAUGUAGAUCCUAUUUGUUGCAUACCAUGUGGAUUUGGGUCUUGGGAGAUAUAGAACGAGCAGAGGAGGUGAUAUCAGCUGGCCAGCAACUAUUGUCUGGAAGGCAUCAGUGCCCUACAGAUGUCGUAGAGCCUAAGUGUGUGGAAUUACAGAGAAUCUGUACCAUUCUAAGUCAAAGAUUGGAAAGGCGAUUACACAUGUUGACUAAGUGUAGAGAACUUAUGGAACGAAUAGAUAAGGCAAACACGUGGUGUACACGUGGAAUCGAGUUAUUAGCAUCACAGAAUAACACAACACCGCCUGACCAAGCGCUUCAAGAGUUACAAGAGUUAAUAGAAGCCGCGGAAGAAUUCCAUCAUCCAAGAUGUAUUUUCCAAGAUUCUGUAAUGCCAGAAACUAAGGCUCUCAUUACCCAAGUUUUACAAAGAAUAGAAGAUGUGUCCUUAAUGUGUGAUAAAAGAAUAAUGACGUUGAAACAACAACUAAUUAAACCAACAAGGCCGGUUCAGACUGUAACCCCCGAACCUGUUAAGCCAAUGCAAUCACUGCCUCAAAUAGUGAAGCCUGGAAGAAUUCUAAAGAAAGCUAAUACAAUGCCAAAGGUAAAUAAUUACUUCAUUCAAUCAAUAUAG
Messenger RNA from Dufourea novaeangliae, 1638 nucleotides. RefSeq names its product guanine nucleotide exchange factor DBS-like. Bases 1 to 1638 code for a protein of 545 amino acids. NCBI's taxonomy places the organism in Eukaryota, Metazoa, Arthropoda, Insecta, Hymenoptera, Halictidae. The transcript is spliced from 10 exons. The record is from RefSeq and is a predicted model, not a curated record. Gene Ontology annotation, cellular component: cytoplasm. Gene Ontology annotation, molecular function: guanyl-nucleotide exchange factor activity.